This is a messenger RNA of Polypterus senegalus (gray bichir), 2586 nucleotides long. RefSeq names its product extracellular calcium-sensing receptor-like. Lineage: Eukaryota; Metazoa; Chordata; Cladistia; Polypteriformes; Polypteridae. Gene Ontology annotation, biological process: G protein-coupled receptor signaling pathway. Bases 1 to 2586 code for a protein of 861 amino acids. The transcript has 6 exons. The record is from RefSeq and is a predicted model, not a curated record. Gene Ontology annotation, cellular component: membrane. Gene Ontology annotation, molecular function: G protein-coupled receptor activity.
AUGACAUUUAAACUCAGUGCUUCCAUGCUCGUAACCUUACUGGUUCUUGUUCCUGUUUGUGAAAAUUCUGCAUGCAGACCACAAGGACAUUUUCAAUUUAAUGAGUUAUAUAAACCUGGAGAUGUGAUUUUAGGGGGAAUAUUUGCAGUGCAUUUUAAAGCAAUAGCACCAGAACUGUCUUUUAGGACAAAACCUGAACAAUGGAAAUGCGAAAGUUUUGAUAUCAAUGUCUUUCAAAGGGCACAGGUCAUGGCAUUUGCAAUUGAAGAAAUAAACAACGAUCCAGCCCUUCUUCCUAAUGUAUCGCUGGGUUACAGACUAUAUGAUGACUGUAUGAAUCUGCAGGUGUCUCUCAGAGCGGCACUGGCUCUAAUCGGAGGUCUGGGGGAUGUUAGAGCUGAUUCUGACUGCAAAGGACGCCCUCCUGUUGUUGCCAUUGUUGGAGAACCUUUAUCAACUCAUUCUAUUGCUGUUUCAAGAACUGUGGGUGUAUUCAGCAUGCCUAUGAUCAGUUUUUGUGCCUCCUGCUCCUGCUUAAGCAAUAAGCUGGAGUUCCCUUCAUUCCUUCGCACUGCCCCAAGUGAUGCCUUUCAGAUCAAAGUAAUGGCUGAAAUUAUCAAGCAUUACAGAUGGACCUGGGUGGGCACUGUUGGAACUGAUGAUGACUAUGGACGUUAUGAACUGAGAAGUUUGAACCAAGAACUUGAGUCCUUUGGCUGUAUUGCUUUCUCAGAAGCCCUCAAUGUCAAUGAAAAAGGAAAGCUGCUCAAUGUAGUGAAGAUCAUAAAGCAGUCCAGUGCCAAAAUCAUAGUGGUGUUUCUAACCAAGAUGGAUGCAGAUGUGUUUAUCACAGAAAUUGUGAGACAAAAUAUUACCGGCAGGCAGUGGAUAGCUAGUGACUCCUGGAGUCCUUUUCCUAUAUUUGCAAGCAAUGAGAACUUUAAAUCAUUUGGUGGCACGAUAGGUAUCAUUCCAAGAAGAGGGGUUAUCCCUGGACUGGAAACGUUUCUACUUCAACUUCGUCCUGAUGCCGAUCCCAGUCACAUUUUGUACAAGCAGUUCUGGGAAGCAAUGUUUGAAUGUAAAUUCUCUUCAAACUUAUCAGUUCUAGCAAACAGCAGAAUGUGCACUGGGUCAGAGGACCUUGGCAGUACAAAGACAGAAUACAGCGAUGUUUCCCAGUUAAGAGGCUCUUAUAACGUGUAUACAGCAGUGUAUGCAGUAGCACAUGCACUUCACAGCUUAAUGUCAUGUGAAAAUGGAAAAGGGCCUUUUCAAAAUGAUUCUUGUGCAGAUGUGGCAACUAUGCAGCCCUGGCAGCUUCUGCAUUACCUCAAGAAGGUCAACUUCAUAACCAAUACGGGGGACAGAGUAGCUUUUGAUGAGAAUGGGGAUCCAGUUGCUGUUUUUGAUGUUAUAAACUGGCAGAAAAAUGCAGAAGGAAAAGUAAUUAGCAAAACCAUUGGAGUGUUUGAUGAAUCCGCUGCAUUGGGGCAUCAACUUUCCCUCAAGGAAGAGGACAUAUUUUGGAACUUUGAAUUUGGAACAAUUCCUGAAUCUGUGUGCAGUAAGAGCUGUCUACCUGGAACAAGAAAGGCUACCAGGAAAGGAGAGCCAAUUUGCUGCUUUGAUUGCGUGACAUGUGCUGAAGGAGAGUUCACAGAUGAGAUAGACUCAGUUGAAUGCCAGGCAUGUCCUCCUGAUUUCUGGUCCAGUCCCAAGAGAAAUAAGUGUGAUCCGAAAGAUGUUGAGUUUUUAUCAUACGAAGAUGGCAUGGGAAUUACUCUGACAGCAACAGCUUUGUCUGGAGUCUGGUUAUCUGUUGGUGUUUUAGCAGUUUUUAUUUACUACCGAAGAACUCCUGUUGUUAAGGCCAACAACUCUGAGCUCAGUUUUCUUUUGUUGGUGUCGUUAAUUCUAUGUUUCCUCUGUUCUUUGUGUUUUAUAGGAAAGCCCUCACCGUUGACCUGUAUGUUGAGGCAUGUAGUGUUUGGAAUCAGUUUUGUUUUAUGUAUUUCUUGUAUCCUUGUGAAGACAAUUGUUGUACUAAUGGCAUUCAAGGCUGCACUGCCUGGUAAUAACAUGAUGAAAUGGUUUGGUGCUACCCAGCAAAGAGGCACAGUCUUUGCUCUUAGUUUUGUUCAAUUUCUCAUAUGCAUUGUAUGGUUAGUUUCAGCUCCUCCUGUUCCAGCGAAAAACACAAGAUAUAAUAAUGCCAAAAUUAUCUUUGAGUGUGAUAUUGGAUCAGUCACAGGAUUUAGCUGCCUGCUGGGAUACAUUGGCUUACUGGCUUGUGUUUCCUUUUUGCUAGCUUUUCUCGCAAGACGCCUACCAGACACCUUCAAUGAGGCCAAAUUCAUUACUUUCAGCAUGCUUAUCUUCUGCGCAGUAUGGAUUACGUUCAUACCUGCUUACGUCAGCUCACCGGGGAAGCACACAGUGGCUGUGGAGAUCUUUGCUAUUCUGGCAUCAAGUUUUGGAGUUCUUGUUGCAAUAUUUGGUCCAAAAUGUUACAUUAUUUUGCUAAGACCAGAGCUAAACACUAAAAAAGCUCUGAUGGGAAGAGAUAUUGUGAAAAACCAAUAA